AUGGUUUCUUUAGGAGUAGAAUAGUUCGCUUAAGAUUUGAUUAAAGUAAAUUCUUUAAAAGAUUAAUAACCAUGGGAUGAUAAUAUUAUUAAUAAAUAUAGAAUAUAAAAUAAAGAUAAAUUCUUAAAUCUUAUUAAGGAUAGAGUAGAUUUAAGUAGUCCUGAAUAAAUUUCAAAAUAUAUAUUCAGAAAAGUUGAAGAAAUAGGUAUAUGA
This is a messenger RNA of Ichthyophthirius multifiliis, 213 nucleotides long. RefSeq lists its product as hypothetical. The transcript has 2 exons. NCBI's taxonomy places the organism in Eukaryota, Ciliophora, Oligohymenophorea, Hymenostomatida. The record is from RefSeq and is a predicted model, not a curated record.